ACAAACAAAAAUUCAAAGAUUUUUACGGAAAAGCUUAAAUUAAAAAUGCCUCUGACCUCGGAACAAGCCGCCAAACAAGUCGAAGAUCGUCUCCGGGAGAUUAACAGUCUCGUGCACGACAUAAACAACAAAAGACUCGCAUCGGAACCGAAUAUCGUCAAGUUACAAGAGAAAACGUUCGACGACAAAUCCACCGCCAACCAACAAAAGCUCAAAAAUUUGUACAAAAAUGCCAUGCAAGAUGCCAUCGCCGAGGAAAAUCUCAUCCGUGAAGCUUUGAAGAAAGUUCAGGACAUCCGAAACAUCCGCAAUGAGCGUCGAAUUCAAGCUCGCAACGCUGGCAACAAAGAAACGAUCCGUCGCGGCGCUUUAAUGAAGAUGCUCCAAAUUUCCGCGCAAACUUUGCCACUUUUUGUCUCAAAACCCGGCGAAAAAAUCCCUCCGUUGUGCGGCGCGGUGCAAGCAGAAGCCGGUUACGUUGCCAAACCAGGUGAUAUGGUCGCCGCUCUCGUAAAAGGACUCGAAGAGGAGGAAAAUUGGAUCUUGGCGGAGGUUGUUCAAUUCUUGCCGGGCGUCAAUAAGUACGAAGUUGAUGAUAUCGAUGAGGAACAAAAGGAUCGUCAUAUCCUGAGUAAGCGGAAAAUUGUUCCGUUGCCACUUAUGAGAGCAAAUCCCGAGACUGAUGGACAUGCCUUGUUCCCCAAAGGGACGACAGUGAUGGCUUUGUAUCCGCAAACCACUUGUUUCUACAAAGCGAUCAUUCAUGCAUUGCCUCAGACCUCGACAGAUGAGUAUGAGGUGCUUUUUGAGGAUCAAAAUUACCCGGAAGGGUAUUCGCCGCCACUUUAUAUCUCGCAACGGUAUGUCAUCGCGAUCAAAUCCAACAAAAAGGGACCGUGACAGCACGAUUUGACGCUUGUUGUGGGAAACGAAGGAGAAUUUGAAGAGUAUUGAAGUAGAUUUUAAGAGAUUUUGUCAAUAAAUUAUGAAAUUUAAA
Molecule: messenger RNA, 997 nt
Organism: Culicoides brevitarsis
Lineage: Eukaryota; Metazoa; Arthropoda; Insecta; Diptera; Ceratopogonidae
Gene: Sgf29
Product: SAGA-associated factor 29
Exons: 1
Coding region: 46-900 (284 amino acids)
Cellular component (GO): SAGA complex
Source: RefSeq, a predicted model, not a curated record